This is a messenger RNA of Acanthoscelides obtectus, 388 nucleotides long. Lineage: Eukaryota; Metazoa; Arthropoda; Insecta; Coleoptera; Chrysomelidae. The record is from the annotation of a GenBank genome assembly.
UGAUCAAUGGAUAACAUAACUUGUAUUGACAUCCUUCUCGUUCAAAUCGUCAAUCAAUGUUUGUUUUCGAUUCCAGCGAGACGAACUUGAAGUGCCGUCAAUGCCUGCCGGAAACGGCGGAGAUGGGCCAAGACGACGCGUUGCUGUCGAAUUCGACGGCGAGAUCGCCUGCGAGAUGCCCAACAAUCUGCUGAACAAGUUCGAAGGUGUGCUGAUAUGGAAAGGGAAACGGUACUCGUUGGACAACGACAAGAUCAUGCUGAGAGGAUGCGUGCUGAGGAACACGCAAUGGUGCUACGGAGUGGUCAUAUUCGCCGGCAAGGACACCAAGCUAAUGCAGAACAGCGGCAAGAGCAAGUUCAAGCGGACGACAUCGAUCGGUUAUUGA